Molecule: messenger RNA, 3400 nt
Organism: Daphnia carinata
Lineage: Eukaryota; Metazoa; Arthropoda; Branchiopoda; Diplostraca; Daphniidae
Gene: neur
Product: protein neuralized-like
Exons: 6
Coding region: 518-2398 (626 amino acids)
Molecular function (GO): ubiquitin protein ligase activity
Source: RefSeq, a predicted model, not a curated record
CUGCCAGAAGCGAUCCGGCUGUAUACAUGUUCCAGCCGCUGGCCGCUGCUGUUGGAGUUUUUGUGGCAGCUGUGCACACUUCCACCACCGUCAAUAGACUUUCAAGCUCCACCGGUUUGGUAGCGCCAUUCGAAAGCCGACCAUCCGGCCGUGUAGACCCUUCCUUGUUCUACCCGCUUCCCCCUGGUUCUAUCAGUCGGUCCGUUUCGCGUGACCCAGUGCGCUCGUAUUUUCCAGUUUGGUUGGCCCAUUUCUUUUUCAUUUGGCUUCGACUUUGCGGUGCUUUACUUGGCGUGUAUUUGUGAGAGUGAAUACGAAACUAUUCCGUUUUUUUUUUCCUUCCGUGAGAAAACAAAGAACACGAACCGUUUUUUAAAACAAAAAAAAAAAAGGUUUAUCGUGAGUUUUGCAGCCAAGAAGAAAUUUGAUCGAUAAAUUUCUGCGAAAAUCGCUGUGCACAUUUGUGUUGAUAUCAAUUCGAGAUUACACUGAACCUGAAUCAAAUCUGUUUGGUCAAAUGGUGACCGAGUUGAUCACGGCCGACUCAGGGAAGACGAAGGCCAGUCCCAAACCGCUCAAAGGAGCCAUGAAAGUCAUCAAGAAGCUCAAAGGGCGCAUCGGAUUAGGUUCGAACAAUGGCGACGGCAGCGCGUCGCAGCCGAUUCUACAGUUCCACAACACGCGCGGAGAGCACGUCCGCUUAUCAGCCGAUCGGAGCACGGCCCGCCGCGUCGAUUCUUUCUGCAAAGGCAUCGCUUUCUCCCAGCGCACCGUCCGUCCCAAUGAAAAGGUUUAUCUACGCGUGGCGGAAUGUUCCACAUCAUGGAACGGAGUGCUCCGUAUUGGCUUCACAUCAUGCAAUCCGGCAUCCUUCAGCGGAGUCUUGCCCAAAUACGCCUGCCCUGAUUUGACGAGCCGUCCCGGUUUCUGGGGUAAGGCAUUGCCUGAACGCUACGUCGACGUCGGCGUCCUCUUCGCGUUCCACUUCACGGCCAGUGGCGAUGUGAUGCUCAACGUCAACGGACAGGAUAAGGGCGUCUUUUUGACGGGCGUCGAUGCACGCACGCCACUUUGGAUCAUGGUUGACAUUUACGGCAACACGACAGCCGUCCAAUUUGUUGAUCCUCGAGGCAGUUUAAAUAACAAUCCGAUGCGUAAUUCGCCGACGAGGAGAAGUACCACGAGUUUGCAGUCGAGCGCAUCCAGCAGUGGAAUUAGUAGCACUUUGGCUUCGAAUGACAUUAAUCAAAGGCCGCACCACCUCCAGCAGCUGCACCAUCAGCAGCAAAUGCCGCGGCCGCGCAGCGAAGCCGAUUUGCUCGUCUCGAUGAACGCGCUCAACUUGAAUCGCGGACCUCAUCAACUCCCGAGUCUGCCCUUACCGCCCAUUCCUGGAAGUCUCCAACAGCAACUGCAGUCGUCCAACAAUUCGGCUGGACAGCCGCCGGCACCGCCCGCCGUCCUCCAGAAUUUUCCGCCUCCCCCUCCAUUGCGUCACUACCGCCACCACGUCUUUCAGCCGUUGACGUUCCACCCGCGCACGCACGGCGUCAACAUCCGCAUGGGACCCGAUUGUCGCACAGCCGUCCGCCACGACGCCGAGUUCUGCAACGGCUACGUCCUCUCGUCCAGGCCCAUCAACCCGGGCGAGUCGUGGGUCGUUCAGAUCGUCCAGACGGAAUCCAUCUACGUCGGCGGAAUGGGAUUCGGCUUCACCACUUGCAAUCCAGCAUCUCUUUCAUCCACUGACUUGCCCGACGAUGCCGACCAACUCCUCGAUCGACCGGAAUAUUGGGUCAUUUCCAAAGAUGUCGCUCACGGACCGAUCCUUGGUGAUGAAAUCGAAUUCCACCUGUCUCACAGCGGCGAAGUGACGAUGAUGAGGAACCGAGGCGCCGCCACCCUUUUGAUGCACGUUGACGUUUCCCUGCCGCUUUGGGCCAUCUUUGACGUUUACGGAAGCACCCGAGCCGUCCGUCUCCUGGGCACAAUCGCACCACCUCAGCUGGCCGAACAACCCGCCGUCAUCUACCAGGCACCUCCUCGUAUGAGCCCACCUCGUCCUCAGCAACCUCAGCCUAUUUAUCAAUCCGUCCCGUCCGCCGCUCACAUGAUGCAACAAUCGUUUCCGUCGGGUGUCUUGUCUUCCGGCACGGCUUCCUACGUCGAAACGUUGACGCACAGCCUCAAUUGCCAAUCGGGAACCGGGUCCAGCAGUGAAUGCACCGUCUGCUACGAACGCAGCGUCGAUUGCGUCCUCUACUCGUGCGGUCACAUGUGCCUGUGCUACGAUUGCGCCCUGACUCUCUACCACGGAGGCCGGACGGCCGGUGGCCAGGGUUUGUGCCCCAUCUGUCGGGCGCCGAUCCGCGACGUCAUCCGGGCCUACCGAUCUUAGUUCAAACUGACAGCAUUUUUUUGUGUGUAUUCCUUCCUUCUCUUUUGCUUUCAUUUCCUAAAGUCACGUGAUGAAAAUGGGUGUUUUUGCUUCUCCUACUCGGUGCCCUAGUCGGUUCGAAUCGAGACCAACUGUCUCGAUUUCAAACAAAACGUAACCAAAGUCACAAGGCAUUCGAAAAAAACUUUCGACUCAAUUUCAACAAUCUCACUUUCAUAUCAAUUUUUUCGUCCAUUUUCUUUCGCUAUUUUUUUUUUUUUUCGAGUAUUUUGGCUCUCUGUUUCUUUUUCUAAUUUUUCGCGACACAAUCAGAGAAUUUCAAAUCAUUUGAGUCAUGCGGUGGUCGGUGUACAAAAAAAAAAAAAUAAUUUCCAGAUAUAAAAAAAAAAUGUGUUUGCCAAUUAGAAGUUGGUAUUAUGAAUUCAGGACAACAAACACAAACAAUAGAAAGAAAGAAAGGGGGGAGCUAAGAGAUAAUCUAACUUGUUAUUGUAAUUUUAUUUCAUCGUGAAAACACAACAAAAAAAAUCUGUAGUAGAACGAAUGUUCUGUUGAGUAUUCUAUUUGUAUGUAGAUAAGCAAAAACAAACAAAAAAAAAACAUUAGAACGCAGUGAAGUAGAAAAAGAAAAGAAAGUGGUGGUAAUCUGGGGCGGUGGGGUACGUGAAAAAGGAGGAACUUUUUUUCUACAAUUUUGUCUGUUGAUGGAUUGAUUUGUUCGUGUCACGAGUUUGUCCCCAGCGGAGACGAACGGCCGAUCACCGAUUAUUUGUUUGCGUUUUACAUUGAAUUUAACACAUACUUUAUACUAACUCACGCCCCUUCACUCAUUAUUUCGAAUCUCCAAAACAAAAACAUCCACCACGUCCCCAUUUUUUCUUUGUGUGUUUUGAACGCGUCUGAUUUCUUGCAUAUUCCUUUCUCCUAUCACAUGUUUUUUUUUUAAAUAAUGAAAUGAUUAUCAAUACAGAAAAAUGACGACAAUCAUUUUUUUAAACGAAA